AUAUUUGUUUUAUUCGGACGGAAAAUAGUCUUCUGGAAAAAUCUAUUGUGGCACAUCAGAACAAACGAAAACAAAAUGGAUUUGCUGGGGUCAAUAUUAGGCUCCAUGCAGAAGCCUCCCACGGUUGAUGAGGCGGAGAAAAAGAAAGCAAGAGAGCAAAAGAAAUUGAUUGAAAAGAAACAGUCAGAAGAAAAGAAGCAUUUAGAUGUUUUUCGUAUGAAGACACAGAAAGUUAUUCAUGAAUUUAUCAAAGAUGAAAAACAAGAGAAAUAUAAAUUUAAACCUUUAGAUAAAGUCUACAGAGCUAUUGUACAUGAAGUAGCAGACGUUGCAGGUUUGACAUCGUUUUCAUUUGGUCAAGAAGAAGAAGAUAGAUAUGUGAUGCUAUGGAAAAAAGAGUUCGCACCAUCAGAUGAAGAAGUUUUAGCUUACAGGCGUGGCGAAGUCUGGGAUCCAGAAAAAGCCAAACAACUAGCUAAAGAAAAGGAAUUACAGAAACUAGAAGAUUCACAGAGUAGUAAAACGAAAGUAGUUCCAGCCAGUAAUUAUCGCGAUAAAUAUAAACAUCUGAUUGGUGAAGAGGCUGCCAAAGAUGCUGCACAAGAUUUAACCGCUAAUAAAUCAUACGGGUUUGUAUCCAGUCAAAAUAAACGUGAUACGAGAACAAUAGAACAAGUUCUAGCAGACACUCGCGCAAAGAAAAAACAAAAGACUGAUCAUCCAGGCACAUCAACAGAAGAAGGUUCAUCCAGCCAAAGUGAAAUUAGUAACAUAACAGGAGAAGAUAACUCUACAACUCAAUCACAGAAUUCAACAAACUCUUCUUGACAAAAUACCGAUUUAGGUUCUAAAUAGUUGUCUGUAGGAAUGUUUUAAUACGCCCACAUUUUCAUGUGGACGUAUAUUGUUGUCGCUCCUGUCUGUCCGGACGUCCAUAAUUUGUUUGUGGACACUCUACAGGUCACAAUUCUUAUCCGAUUUUGACGAAACUUGAAAUAUAGGUUUAUGUCCAAAAGAUCUCGGCUGUUUGUACGAAAAAUCACGUUUUUAGCUUGUGGACCCUAUAGAGGUCACAAUUUUUAUCCGAUUUUGUUGAAACUUGAAAUGUAGGUUUAUAACCUAAAGAUCUCGUUUCCUGUCGAUAUUUGCGCAUAUCGGACCGUAACUUCCUGAAUUAUGGCCCCUGAUUGUACGAAAAAUCGCGUUUUUAGCUUGUGGACCCUAUAGAAGUCAUAAUUUUUAUCCGAUUUAAAAAAACGUAUUAAUAUAUCAUCGUUACACCCUAAGGACGGCUGAGUUCGAAUUUCGUGAAAAUCGGCCCAAAACUGACAGACAAAAUGGGUGCCCUUUGUUCUCAAAUAGCGAAAAAAUAUGGUAUAUCAAGGUUGUGGACCCUAUAGAGGUCACAAUUUUUAUCUGAUUUUGUUGAAACUUGAAAUGUAAGUUUAUAACCCAAAGAUCUCGGUUCCUUUCGAUAUUUGUGCAUAUCGAAUUGUAAUUUCCUGAAUUAUGGCCCUUGAUUUUAGGAAAAAUCACUUUCUUUUUAGCUUGUUCUCUAUCCAUCUCUCAAAAAUGUGGGGCGUAUCCUGCCAUGCCUGUUUUUUUUUUUGUUGUAAUUUUGCAAUAGUUUGUUAUAAAUUUGAAAAAGAAAAAAAAUUGCCAGUGCUUAUCGAAAUCAAUUAACACUUGGUAGGUUAAAUUAACAUCUGUAAAUAUUGUAACCACAAGCUGAAUUCAAUUUAUUAAUCGUCGUUGGAGGGAUUUCAAAUCUUCUGCACAUUAGAAUAUUGUAAAAAUUGAAUAUGGCUCAUUUCCGUUCAAUAUUCAGGGGCAGACGAUAUAUAGCAUACACUCAUGUUGAUUCUUGAAUUUAAUUGUAUAUAGUCCUCUGAAAUGGGGAUAGAAAUGAAAUGAAAUGACUUUAACGUUCUACUGUUCUGCUCCUAGCUAAACUAGGCUAAAGAAAACGGGCAUAUGCCAUACAGUGUGCUAUGAGGGAAAUUUUGAGCGGGCAGCGGCGCUACAGCCUACUCUUAAUAUCGAAUAAAGACAGGCAUAUUAUGCAUUGCUGUGUGGCGCUAUGUCUUACAACUAGCCCGGGUUUUAAGGCCCUCUGUUCUGUACCUCUGACAAGAAGAAACCAGAAAUGAUUUUGUAUAUUUAUAUUGUGCUAGAUCCUUCCUAAAUAGCAAAGAUUAUACUUAUCCUGAUUAAUCCCACAGAAAUGUUUUUUUUGCAAAAUGGAUCAUAUCAUAAUUUUAAUAAAAAUGCAUAAAACAGGG
Molecule: messenger RNA, 2282 nt
Organism: Patella vulgata (common limpet)
Lineage: Eukaryota; Metazoa; Mollusca; Gastropoda; Patellidae
Product: sperm-associated antigen 7 homolog
Exons: 7
Coding region: 76-828 (250 amino acids)
Molecular function (GO): nucleic acid binding
Source: RefSeq, a predicted model, not a curated record